Molecule: messenger RNA, 4162 nt
Organism: Acanthochromis polyacanthus (spiny chromis)
Lineage: Eukaryota; Metazoa; Chordata; Actinopteri; Pomacentridae
Product: dystrophin-related protein 2-like
Exons: 5
Coding region: 1-705 (234 amino acids)
Biological process (GO): synaptic signaling
Cellular component (GO): plasma membrane
Source: RefSeq, a predicted model, not a curated record
AUGCCGUUGGCUUCUGCUUUGUGCUGCUGGUGGCUGUGUGCUGGUGGCUCAGUGUGCUGUCUCCUGUGUGGGGGACUCAGGGAUGAAGAUCAGUACCUCCUGCGUCACUCCAGCCCAGCCUUGGACCAUGACUCACCCUGCGGACAGCACAUGCUGCUGGCUCACCUGGAGCACCAGGACAAGGAGCAGCUCCAACGCACCCUGGCCCGCCUGGAGAACGAGAACAGGGUGCUGCAGGGCGAGUACAGGCGGCUCAAGUGGAAGCACGAAGAGGCGGCGUCGGUUCCAAUGCUGACGGAGGCAGGAGAGGGCGGACCUGGUUCGCCCACGGCAGGAGGGCCGCAGGAUGAGGAGCUCCUGGCCGAGGCUCGGGUCCUCCGGCAGCACAAGACGCGCCUGGAGACCCGAAUGCAGAUCCUGGAGGACCACAACAAACAGCUAGAGUCUCAGCUCCGCCGGCUCAGGGAGCUGCUGCUACAGCCCAAAGAUGAUUCAGAAGCUAACGGAUCAGAACCGUCAACCCUGUCAUCUCCUGUGUCUGGAGUUGGUCACCAUGGGGAGCCGGCCAGCAGAGAGACUACUGACACCGAAGCAGCAGGAGAUGAUUUGGAGCAUGAGCAGGACACGGUGCUGCAGCUCCAGGAGGUUAUCGAGCAGCUGAGAAAUGUCUUCCCCUCAGAACCUGGCACCACCUCACACAUCUAACCCUGUGUGGGCUUGGAAAAACAGACUGCAAGCCUGAAAGGAUGCCUGAUGGCAGAGGGAGGAGCUCCAUGAGGCUGAGGUCAGGCCACAAUACACCCGGCCCUGCGACCACAGCAGCAUCUGUGACACUCAGAGCUUACCCUCUACUGGAACUCUGUGCACUAAAAGCCUUUUUCACGCAAACUGCUAAAAGGCUCACACUGAUGUCCUUUUGGCCAGGCUGUGCUUCAUAACUUCAGUAGCGCAGCCUGACACCAUGUUAACGAGCCAAAGGAAACUAAUGUUAGCAGCAGGUCAGGGAGAGACUAAAGCAAAGGAAAAUGCCCAGCCAACACACUGUGCUUACCAGUAUCUGUGUAGUCAUUCGGAGGUGUGAAGCUUUAUAUCAGUCCACAGCACAAAUUGAACCUUCCAUGAAAGGAACUUUAAAAAAUAUAUAUAAAUGCAAAAAGAAAUAGAAAGGAAACCCCCCCUUGUUUUGUCAAAAUGCCUGUGUCUUUAGUAUUUGUGUUUUUAUUUUCUCCUUGAAUGUGUUAUCAUGGUUGUUAUUUUGGAACUGUGAAGGGAGAUGGUGAGUUGAAGCUCGCUGGUGUAAACUAGAUCGGGGCUGGGCUGACUGUGUUUCAUGUGGCUGCGUGGUGCAGAUUGUCAAGGAGUUGACAGCACCCACAACAAGCUUAUUUACUUUGUGAGAAUGACACAUCAUCAGUUAAAUCCAUGAUUUAUUUAAGACAGCCAAAGUGCCCGCUAGCACAGCGCACACUGUGUUCCUCUAAUCCUCUCAAGCUGCUUGUCUCUCUCAUUGCUCGCCUCUCCUAAGUGAGCCCUUUACGCUCAUACAGAACCAGUUGCACUCAUUAUAUAUAUAUAUGUACACAGAAACACACACACACACACACACACACACCCGUAUGCUGCUACAUACAUACUUCUUAUUUACAGUACUCACCCUGCAUUAUCCACCAACAACAAAGGUCUCCCUGCAUGAUCAACAACACGUGCAUAAAUACAAAAUACAAGCUACACAGACUAAUGAAAAAUGGAGUUGCAUUUCAUCUCUUCCACUCGCAGGAGUUCUCUGUUUUGAGCCAGUUUGUGUUGUGGCUGGAACUGCGGUUUGUUGAGGAACUGUCUGCCGAUAAAUAUGAGCAAACAGGCCUCCACUCUGGGAUCUCAGUGUUCUCCUGCUGUGUGCCGAGAAAGAGAAAGGCGCUCCAGGCUGAAGCUAUCGUCCUCUCUGCUAGUCCAGUUCCAGACACUACAGGGAGGGGUACAAGGCACACCAACACAACGCAGUCCUACACUGACUUCAUCCUCAAUAAUCCCUUUGUUUAAUGUAGAUUUGAAAAGAACAGUAGCUAUUGACUCUACAUGUGUCAUUUUCCCCCUUGCUAAUUCACACUUAAUUGCUUUUAGAUUUACAUAAGGAUGUGUUGUUGAAAUGGCUUUGCCCUCAUCAUGUCAGGGUCGUGGAGUGCAGUCUGCUCUAAACAUAGCACAGUCAAUGAAUGCCUUAAAACCAAACUGAAUCCAUGUAGGACAAGAGUACGUCCGACUGGACUUUUUUUGUUGUUAUAUUUUACAUUCAGGGAAGGGGGUCGCAUGCAGUAUUUGUGUACGAGAGUGUGUCAGUCUGUGGAUGGCCCUGUGGUUGAUUGGAAGUGAAAGAAAGAAUGGAAAAGUGUGGAUCACAUGUGAACAACCAGAGGUUGAAACCAGCUAAGUAAGGCUUUUGUGAGUGAACCCAUGAUGCAGGGGAUGCUUGGAGGGACUAAAGAUCUGAGAAACAAGAGAGGAAAGGUAGAAAAAAAAGCCCAAUCCAUUCAUUGCUUGAGGGCUCGAGGGAGAGAUCCACUUUGAUGUGCCUGCCACAGCAAAAUCUCCAGAAGCAGGACUACAGUUUGCCUGAAACAAUGAAGCUUUGGCUGUGUGUGUUUUUUCUGCAAUCUUACCACCUAAUUCUGACUGAAAGAAAGAGAUAUAUACACACAGACCUUAAAAAAGGCACCCUGACCUCUCAUACAUGAGACUGAAAUCCAUGCGCUGCAUUCAUUAUGGGCUCCCCCUCCAGGCACAUCGCACUCACAUUUGACACCGUUCUCCUCAGCACUCGCUGCUUGUUAGUUUUGAUACUGUUGCUAGGGAACUGUCCCCAAGGACGCAGCUCCGCAGGUUUGUGAGUUGCAAAGGUGAUGUGCCGUUCAUAAUAAAAAUGCUAAUAGCCUUAAGGGAAGCGAGAGCAAGCGCCUUGUUUCCCAAACACAGCUCUGCUUGUCUUCACUUCCACCUCCACUGAAGCCUGCCACUGCUGAGCUGCUGAAGAAAGUCAUUAUUACCAUUAUUUGUUGAAUCCUUCUCGGCAUCAGCACCGCUUAAAGACUUGUUUUGUUAAAACUCUCUCAAGUCAGAACAAAGAGCAGCUGCUCUGCUCAUGGGAGGCAGAGAAAAAAAGACAAGUAAUGUUUAUUCAUAGACAUUUAUCUAUUGGUAUUUACACAUCUCAUUACACAUUGAUGAUUACCCAUCACCCUCAGUAUCUUUUGUAUGUGGGUAUGCAAAAUGAUGUAAUUUCACAAGUUGUGAAAAAGAGGAGGAGGCUUUCCCCACAGGGCUGCAUGUCAACAUUUGUCAUAUUUAUUUUAAGAGCAUAUAGAGGUGGCAGAAUGACAUAAAUACACUAGGUGGUUGUGUGACGAACUCGCAUUGCUAUUCACAGUUUGUCCUCUGUGCUGCUGUUUGACACCACCACGUAAAUGGAUGGUGGUCCCGCUGCAGAGGAGUCACACAGCCAGUGUCAUCUCUGUGCGAUCAUCUGAGGUCUGAUCCAUGUACGUCUUUCUAUGCUGCUGCUCCCUAUAUUACCCUCUGCACACUCGUACACACACCCAGCUCCCUGUGGCAUGACUGAAGCUGUGUGAUUGAAGAGAAAAGGCUCUCCACAGAGGCAAAGGGUCACCUCGGAGAACACUAUCUCCAUCCUGACAUCCGUUACUGCAUAUGUGUGGCCGACACACUAACAACCCCUAUCAUUAUUCUCCUGCCCUUUCACCAGAAUCCCCCGUGUGUUUCCCGUUAUGCAUCUGAACAUGUAACAAAGACACAUGUAUGUCACACAACACGUAACAAUAAAUCAUUUCACCUCAAGCAAGGUGUUGAUAGCACUAACACAUAUAUAAAUGUAUAUACACACUCAUACCUUACUGGUCAACUAAGGUUUCUCUCUUCUUUUUUUUUUUAAUCACCAUUAAUACCUCAUUAAUCAUUCAAAUUUAUAUGGUUUAACGGUUUUAUUUUCUGUUAUCGUCCAGAACUCAAACACUUCUUUCUGUCUUUUCUCUGGAGUUUUUAAUCUGUAUAAAAAGUUUUGUGAAGAAAGGCUUUUUACUGUAAUAACAAGUGGGUUACUGGCUGCUUUCUACUCUUUGUGUACAGAAAUAAAAACUUUGUAUUUGGCAAA